Messenger RNA from Gigantopelta aegis, 6990 nucleotides. RefSeq names its product Down syndrome cell adhesion molecule-like protein 1. Gene Ontology annotation, cellular component: membrane. NCBI's taxonomy places the organism in Eukaryota, Metazoa, Mollusca, Gastropoda, Neomphalida, Peltospiridae. The transcript has 22 exons. The coding region runs from base 161 to 4729 and encodes 1522 amino acids. Gene Ontology annotation, molecular function: protein binding. The record is from RefSeq and is a predicted model, not a curated record.
UGAUGGUUGUUCAGCGACGUCUAGUAUCCAGCACACUAAACUGUUUGGAAAGUUAAAACGUUAAAGUUUGUUUUGUUCAACGAUACCAUCAGAAAACUACCCAUCACUUUUCCGUCUCUUAUAAUUUGUAGAAAACAUGAAUACUUAAGGUGCAUCAACUAUGCGUCAUUCUGUGUAUUGGUGGAUACUUCUGCUUUGUCUUCGUUCAGUUGUAUCAGGUCUAGACACAUCGUCAGUGCGCUUGGUGAAUGGUUCAAACGACCACGAGGGAAGAGUUGAAAUAUUGCAUGACGGACAAUGGGGUUCAAUCUGUGAUGACGAAUUUAAUGACAACGGGGCUCAGGUUGUCUGUCGCAGCUUAGGAUUCCAGAGUUUCAAUGCAAACUUCUAUCGUCAAGCUCACUUCGGACAAAGCACAGGACCGAUAUGGCUUGCUAAUGUUAACUGUAUGGGCAGCGAACAAAACCUGGAUCAGUGUUCUUUCCCUGGCUGGGGAAUACACGACUGUGUACACAGAGAAGACGUCGGAGUCAGAUGUCAGAUGUCUGUACGGUUAGUGAGCGGAUCAGGAAUUUCAAGCCAAGGCAGAGUUGAGAUUCAGAUCAACGGAACUUGGGGAACUGUCUGUGAUAAUGGAUUUAAUAGCAAGGAUGCUGCAGUCAUCUGCGCCAUGAUGGGAUUCAGUCGAUACGGAGCACGAGCUAUAAGUGAAGCAGGCUUCGGAAAAGGUGCUGGACCAAUCUUCUUCGAUGACUUAGCUUGCAAAGGGAAUGAGUUACUUAUCACAGACUGCCCAGGGAACCCUGUUGGGGACCACAAGUGUCAACACAAUGAAGAUGCGGGUGUCAUAUGUCAGACGACAGGUGUACGCUUGGUGAAUGGUGCUACCAGAUAUGAAGGAAGAGUUGAAGUAUUUCAUGAUAAUAGAUGGGGUUCAGUUUGUGAUGAUGGUUUUCAUCAGAAGGAGGCGGCUGUUAUCUGUCGCAGUUUGUCAUUGCCAAGUCAUAAUGCACAGGUAUAUGGAAGUGGUCACUUUGGACGAAGUGUGGAACCGAUAUUGCUAAAGAAUUUUUACUGUGAGGGAUAUGAACAGCACCUGGAUCAGUGUUACUUCAGUUCCUGGUACAACUCUGACUGUCACCAUGGAAACGAUGUAGGAGUCAGCUGUCAAUUUGGUCCUGACUCGGUUACAUUCAGUCCACCAACACCUGGAUUAGUUCUAGAAGGAGAGAGUCUGAAUAUCACCUGUGUUGCUGAGUGCCACCCACCUUGUUCCUAUUUCUGGGCACCGGGGAGUCCACACUUCACUUCCAGACCUGUGUUGACACUGUCAAACAUCAACAUGAGUCAAACGGGUAGUACAUAUACAUGUACAGCAAAGAAUAUUGGCUCAGAUACAUCUAGAAGUAACAGAUUCUUGCUAAUAGUCCACAGUACGCCGGGUAUUCCCUCUAACAUCAGCACACGCAACAUCAGUCCAACUGUUGUGUCUGUAACUUGGGUAGAGGAAUUCAAUGGUGGAGCAGCACAGAUGUUUCUGGUACAAUACCGAGGAGAUGCAACAUCGCAGUGGACGAAUUUUACUGAAAUAGUUUCUGAAAGAGGCAUGGGCAUAAAGCACACUAUUCUGAUACCAGAUCUACAUCCAAAGACAAGAUAUCUGGUGCGAGUUCUCGCUUUUAACAAAUAUGGAUACAAAGACUACACAGAGGAACAUGAGAUUUUGACAGCAGUUGGUCCGGACUUGGUUUCAUUCAGUCCACCCACACCUGGAUUAGUUCUAGAAGGAGAGAGUCUGAAUAUCACCUGUCUUGCUGAAUGUCACCCACCUUGUUCCUAUUCCUGGGCACCGGGGAGUCCACACUUCACUUCCAGACCUGUGUUAACACUGUCAAACAUCAACAUGAGUCAAACGGGUAGUACAUAUACAUGUACAGCAAAGAAUAUUGGCUCAGAUACAUCUAGAAGUAACAAAUUCUUGCUAAUAGUCCACAGUACGCCGGGUAUUCCCUCUAACAUCAGCACACGCAGCAUCAGUCCAACUGCUGUGUCUGUAACUUGGGUGGAGGAAUUCAAUGGUGGAGCAGCACAGAUGUUUCUGGUACAAUACCGAGGAUAUGCAACAUCGCAGUGGACGAAUUUUACUGAAAUAGUUUCUGAAAGAGGCAUGGGCAUAAAGCACACUAUUCUGAUACCAGAUCUACAUCCAAAGACAAGAUAUCUGGUGCGAGUUCUCGCUUUUAGCAAAUAUGGAUACAAAGACUACACAGAGGAACAUGAGAUUUUGACAGCAGUUGGUCCGGACUCGGUUACAUUCAGUCCACCCACACCUGGAUUAGUUCUAGAAGGAGAGAGUCUGAAUAUCACCUGUCUUGCUGAAUGCCACCCACCUUGUUCCUAUUCCUGGUCACCGGGGAGUCCACACUUCACUUCCAGACCAGUGUUAACACUGUCAAACAUCAACAUGAGUCAAACGGGUAGUACAUAUACAUGUACAGCAAAGAAUAUUGGCUCAGAUGCAUCUAGAAGUAACAAAUUCUUGCUAAUAGUCCACAGUACGCCGGGUACUCCCUCUAACAUCAGCACACGCAGCAUCAGUCCAACUGCUGUUUCUGUAACUUGGGUGGAGGAAUUCAAUGGUGGAGCAGCACAGAUGUUUCUGGUACAAUACCGAGGAUAUGCAACAUCGCAGUGGACGAAUUUUACUGAAAUAGUUUCUGAAAGAGGCAUGGGCAUAAAGCACACUAUUCUGAUACCAGAUCUACAUCCAAAGACAAGAUAUCUGGUGCGAGUUCUCGCUUUUAACAAAUAUGGAUACAAAGACUACACAGAGGAACAUGAGAUUUUGACAGCAGUUGGCCCGGACUCGGUUACAUUCAGUCCACCCACACCUGGAUUAGUUGUAGAAGGAGAGAGUCUGAAUAUCACCUGUCUUGCUGAAUGCCACCCACCUUGUUCCUAUUCCUGGUCACCAGGGAGUCCACACUUCACUUCCAGACCUGUGUUAACACUGUCAAACAUCAACAUGAGUCAAACGGGUAGUACAUAUACAUGUACAGCAAAGAAUAUUGCCUCAGAUGCAUCUAGAAGUAACAAAUUCUUGCUAAUAGUCCACAGUACGCCGGGUAUUCCCUCUAAUAUCAGCACACGCAGCAUCAGUCCAACUACUGUGUCUGUAACUUGGGUGGAGGAAUUCAAUGGUGGAGCAGCACAGAUGUUUCUGGUACAAUACCGAGGAUAUGCAACAUCGCAGUGGACGAAUUUUACUGAAAUAGUUUCUGAAAGAGGCAUGGGCAUAAAGCACACUAUUCUGAUACUAGAUCUACAUCCAACGACAAGAUAUCUGGUGCGAGUUCUGGCUUUUAACAAAUAUGGAUACAAAGACUACACAGAGGAACAUAAGAUUUUGACAGCAGUUGGUCCGGACUCGGUUACAUUCAGUCCACCCACACCUGGAUUAGUUAUAGAAGGAGAGAGUCUGAAUAUCACCUGUCUUGCUGAAUGCCACCCACCUUGUUCCUAUUCCUGGGCACCGGGGAGUCCACACUUCACUUCCAGACCUGUGUUAACACUGUCAAACAUCAACAUGAGUCAAACGGGUAGUACAUAUACAUGUACAGCAAAGAAUAUUGGCUCAGAUACAUCUAGAAGUAACACAUUCUUGCUAAUAGUCCACAGUACGCCGGGUAUUCCCUCUAACAUCAGCACACGCAGCAUCAGUCCAACUGCUGUGUCUGUAACUUGGGUGGAGGAAUUCAAUGGUGGGGCAGCACAGAUGUUUCUGGUACAAUACCGAGGAUAUGCAACAUCGCAGUGGACGAAUUUUACUGAAAUAGUUUCUGAAAGAGGCAUGGGCAUAAAGCACACUAUUCUGAUACCAGAUCUACAUCCAAAGACAGGAUAUCUGGUGCGAGUUCUGGCUUUUAACAAAUAUGGAUAUAAAGACUACACAGAGGAACAUAAGAUUUUGACAGCAGUUGGCCCGGACUCCGUUACAUUCAGUCCACCCACACCUGGAUUAGUUGUAGAAGGAGAGAGUCUGAAUAUCACCUGUCUUGCUGAAUGCCACCCACCUUGUUCCUAUUCCUGGGCACCGGGGAGUCCACACUUCACUUCCAGACCUGUGUUAACACUGUCAAACAUCAACAUGAGUCAAACGGGUAGUACAUAUACAUGUACAGCAAAGAAUAUUGGCUCAGAUACAUCUAGAAGUAACAAAUUCUUGCUAAUAGUCCACAGUACGCCGAGUAUUCCCUCUAACGUCAGCACACACUGCAUCAGUCCAACUGUUGUGUCUAUAACUUGGGUAGAGGAAUUCAAUGGUGGAUCAGCACAGAUGUUUCUAGUACAAUACGGAGGAAAUGCAACAUCGCAGUGGACGAAUUUUACUGAAAUAGUUUCUGAAAGAGGCAUCGACACAAAGCACACUAUCUGGAUACUAGAUCUACAUCCAAAGACAAGAUAUCUGGUGCGAGUUUUGGCCUUUAACAAAUAUGGAUACAAAGACUUCACAGAGGAACAGGAAAUUUUGACAGCAGAAGCAUCUGAUAGAUUGAACGUGUCGACAGCGACUGUGCCUAAUAAACUGGAUAUGUUGCCAGUGGCUAUAGGCAGUGUAUCCGGAUUAAUCAUCUUGAUUCUGCUUCUUGUUGUUGGUAUUUUAGUCUCUCGAAGAAGCAACAAUAAUGAUACGACGAGGAGGAAGGAUCUUACGUUACAGUCCAGGUAGGAGAAACCCAAGACCAGUUUACACAGACUAAGACAUAUUCAUGACACGUGUGCUGUACAUCGCCUCAGAAGACAAACGGAAAAGAUGAAUAUCACUAUAAUGAUGACGUUAAUCAGAAAUAUUUAACAUGACUAUUUAUGUACUUUUACUGUUAUUAUCAGUUACUGUUGUGCAAGCUUUCGUUUGCGAAAAUCUCCAUAUUAGUAAAACAAUUUGUUCUGAAUAUUUCUUCGAUAUCUUAUAAACAGAACUGAAUAUUCAUCAGGAUUUUAGAGAGAAUUUAGAGAAAAUCAGACGUCAUUUCAGUCAAACGAGCACAUCACACAAAUUAAAUAUGGAGGCCCGGUCAUAUGUCAUCAUUUUGGCACUACAGAUUUGGUUUGAUUGUAAUUGAAAAAGUGCAGUUUUCACGUUCAUGGAAGAAUGAACGUUGUUUUGGUUUUUUUAAAUCACGUGAUAGCAUUUUAACCAAUCAAGACGCCUAUUACAAAACAGUAAUUGUAAAAUGGAAUUAUUUCACUGUAAUUGUGUUACACGUAUGGUGACAUCCUGCACUUCAAAACUUCCUGGAUCUGCGCCUGGAAGAAUGGACGGGUUUUUUUUUUUAGAUCACGUGAUAGCAUUUUAACCAAUCAAGACGCCUAUUACAAAACAGUAAUUAUAAAAUGGAAUUAUUUCACUAUAAUUGUGUUACAGGUAUGGUGACAACCUGCGCUUCAAAACUUCCUGGAUCCGCGCCUGCAUGAUACCCUUAGAGGUUUAGAGACUUUCAUAAUAAACUGUUGGACGACCUAUAGAUUUAGCGUUUAUUAAACGAUUGCCGAUUUAGUUACAGACUGUUAUGUGCUUAAUUAAAGAUUACUCGAUUAAAAACAAUAAUAAUUUUAAAAAUUUUAAUACUAAUUUUAUUUUAGUUUACCGAAAUCAGUUCGGGUCUAUCCUGAUAUAUGUUCAGUAGGACAUAUUCAUGACACGUGUGCUGUACAUCGCUUCAGAAAACAAGCGGAAGAGAUGAAUAUGACUAUAAUGAUGACGUUAAUCAGAAAAAUUUAACAGAACUCUUUAUGUAUUUUUACUGUUAUUAUCCGUUACUGUUGUGCAAUCUUUUGUUUGUGAAAAUCUCCAUAUUUGUAAAUUGUUUUGUUUAUUAAUAUUUCUCCGAUAUCUUAUAAACAGAACUGAAUAGUUGCCUCCUGUAUGAUAUUCAUCAGGAUUUUAGAGAGAAUUUAGAGAAAAUCUGACGUCAUUUCAGUCAAACGAGCACAUCACACAAAUUAAAUUCAGUCAAACGAGCACAUCACACAAAUUAAAUUCAGUCAAACGAGCACAUCACACAAAUUAAAUAUGGCUGCCCGGUCAUAUGACAUAAUUUUGGCAGUAACGAUUUGGAUUGAUUAUAAUCGAGUGAUUAGCAACACAUAUCUUAUUAUUAAUACUACUACACUUUCUCUUUCUCGUCCUAUUAGUGUGGUUUCUUGUUGUUGGUUGUUGGGUUUGUUUUUGUUGUUGUUUGUUUUUUGUUGCCGUUUUUUGUUGUUGUUUUUAGUUUUCACUUUAUUUUAUUGUUUUGUUGUUGUUUGUUUGUUUUUAUUUUCUUUUUUCAUUUAUUUUGUUAUCUCAGCGGUGAGUCUAUUGCCUAACAAAAACACAAAUAACCAUGGCAAUGUUCAAUGAUUGUAUUGUGUUAAUGCACUUUUGACAGUACUGUAUGAAACAGGAGUCACAGUAACUACGGAUACGGAACGUUUUACGAUCAGGUAUAAUCGGCCAUUUCUGUCAGAAAACUUUCAUUGUAAUCUCAUAAAGGCAAAGCAUGAAGCGAGUGGAAUCACCAUGUGUCCGGAAGACAACGCCUACCAUUCUUCUCACCCACCCCACCCCACCCUACCCCAUCCAACCCCACGAUUCUUGAAGAAAUAUUAUUGUGCUUGGCCUUCCUAUUACAAGUUUGUAGAUUUAUUCAUUAAAAUCAAAGAAAAUUGUAUUAGAUAUAUCAAAAUUUAUUUAUGUUGCAAUGCAAAGACGUAAAACGUUCUUGUUUCCUCCUCUACUACCACUACUAUAUUAUUAACAUUACCACUACUACCACUAACAUUAUUAUUAAUUAAUAAUUAAUUAAUAAUUAAUUCUUAUAUACAUUUCCAUGUUUUAUAUUUACUAAAAUGUUUAAAUGUAGUUUGUUACCAUAUUUUACUUAACACUAUUGUAUGCAAUGUAUCUUGUACGUUUUAUCCAAGGGUAUAAUAAACUUAUUAAUUGAU